This is a messenger RNA of Schistocerca serialis cubense, 1341 nucleotides long. RefSeq names its product protein Rae1 (gene Rae1). Gene Ontology annotation, cellular component: nuclear pore. The transcript has 8 exons. The record is from RefSeq and is a predicted model, not a curated record. Gene Ontology annotation, molecular function: ubiquitin binding; RNA binding. Bases 86 to 1174 code for a protein of 362 amino acids. Gene Ontology annotation, biological process: transcription-dependent tethering of RNA polymerase II gene DNA at nuclear periphery; RNA export from nucleus. Lineage: Eukaryota; Metazoa; Arthropoda; Insecta; Orthoptera; Acrididae.
UUUGUUUUGAAUGUGCAGUGUAUUCUCUGGAAGUGUUAGUAAGGUUGUUGACAGUAUUUAGUUGCAGGAAGUUUUAGAACUCAGAAUGUUUAAUCAAAGUACUUUGGGUAAUACAUCGGGGUAUGGCACAACGACUACUCCAUCGUCAGCCAACCCAAUGAAAGAUUUUGAAGUUACGUCCCCUCCUGACGAUUCAGUGUCGUCUUUAGCGUUCAGUCCCGCCACAAUUCCACAAAAUUUUUUGAUAGCUGGAAGCUGGGACAACAACGUCCGCUGCUGGGAAGUUGAACAGACAGGAAAAACAAUUCCCAAGUCAAUGCAGACCAUGCAGGGUCCAGUACUGGACGUAUGUUGGAGCGAUGACGGGACUAAAGUCUUUAUGGCUUCUUGCGAUAAGAUGGUAAAAUGUUGGGAUCUGAAUAGCAACCAGACAGUGCAAGUUGCCCAGCAUGAUGCACCGGUGAAAACAUGUCACUGGAUAAAAGGAAACAUGUAUUCUUGUUUAAUGACUGGAUCAUGGGACAAAACUCUCAAGUUCUGGGACACGCGAAGUGCAACCCCCAUGCUAAGUAUCACUCUUCCGGAAAGGGUAUAUUGUGCAGAUGUUGAUUUUCCAAUGGCAGUGGUAGGUACUGCCGGCCGAGGACUCAUAGUGUAUCAAUUGGAAGGGAAACCCCAGGAGUACAAACGUAUUGAAUCACCCCUCAAGUAUCAACAUCGAUGUGUUGCAAUUUUCCGUGACAAAAAGAAGUCACCUACAGGAUAUGCUUUGGGCAGUGUGGAAGGCCGCGUAGCAAUCCAGUAUGUAAAUUCAACUACUACGAAAGAUAAUUUCACAUUCAAGUGCCACCGUUCAAAUGGGGCACCUAAUGGCUACCAAGAUAUCUAUGCUGUGAAUGAUAUUGCUUUCCACCCUGUGCAUGGGACACUGGCAACUGUUGGUUCUGAUGGUAGUUUCAGUUUCUGGGAUAAGGAUGCACGCACAAAACUGAAACCUUCAGAGACUAUGGAACAAUCAAUUACACGCUGCUGCUUCAAUAGCAGUGGCCAUAUAUUUGCAUACGCUGUCAGCUAUGAUUGGUCAAAGGGCUACGAGUUCUACAACCCAAUGAAAAAGAAUUACAUAUUCCUCCGCUCGUGUUAUGAGGAACUGAAACCUCGCAGUUCAUCUUGAAUAUUUAAAGCUGUUAUGUACCUGGUGACUGUGUAAAUAUCAGAUCGUUUGUAAUAGCACAAAUAGGUCUUUCCUACUAUGAGUUACAUAUGUGUAUUAUUUUCAGCAUUUAUCAUUUUCUAAAGACUGUACUCAGACUGUAUUCAAAUAAAAUUAACAUUUUUGUA